UUUCUUCCUUGUUGAAUUCCCAAGCUCAGAAGCUGCAUUUAGAAGAGGAAAGAAGAACAUGAGCGAAGCAAGCAUGAGUACUGUGGAAGAACAAAUGCUCGUCUCCUCCCAACUCAGCUACCAAAUGCCUUACCAAGGUUGGCACGGAAUCCACUUUCUCAAAAUCAGUUGUUUUCAACAUUCAUGUUAUCAUGCAUUGCAAUUAGGAUUUGUUGACGUUUCAGAAACAGUAAGCGAGAGGACCAGAGUUCGCCGGAGGAGGAAGAAGGUGAACAAGGACAACGGGGAUGCGAAGAAGAGGAGACUGAGCGAGGAACAGGUGGAGUUUCUGGAAAGGAGUUUCACAGAGGAGAGGAAAUUGGAGACGGGGAGGAAGGACCUGCUGGCCGCCAAGCUUGGGAUGGAUGCCAAGCAGGUGGCGGUGUGGUUCCAAAACCGGCGGGCCCGGCACAAGAACAAGCAAGUGGUGGAGGACUACGCCAAGAUGAAGGCUGCCCAAGAUGCCGCCGUCGUCGAGAAAUACCGCCUCGAGAACGAGGUGCUUAAACUGAAACAAAGGCUUGUGGAAGCAGAGGAGCAGAUAAGGAAGCUCUCCUCAGGCAUGAAUGCAGCUGCUCAUGCCAUCACUGUAGCCGAUGAUAGUAGCCCAAGCUCAUGGUUCUCAAGCGUCCUUCCAUUAGCUGGGGAGUUGGGGGCGGAAGGAGAAGCCGAGCUGAUGUUCAUGCAUGAUCAUGACUUCAACAAUUACAUGACAAUAAUGGAGUGGGCUGGCUUUUUUGGUGUGUAAAUGGAUUGGUGCUGCUGUUGUUCCAUGACCUGUGGAUGACAUUGUAAUUAAUCAGGGGUCUGCAUUAUUAAUUCUACUAGCUAACCAUAAAAAUUGUAUCUGUAAAUUGUGAUUGCUUCAGCAGUCUUACAUUAUAAAAAAAUGGAUGUCUUGUGUUGGUGGCUUCAGUGGCAUGUCAUAUCAUGUAUUUCUCUUUUCCUAU
This is a messenger RNA of Zingiber officinale, 989 nucleotides long. RefSeq names its product homeobox-leucine zipper protein HOX14-like. The record is from RefSeq and is a predicted model, not a curated record. Gene Ontology annotation, biological process: positive regulation of DNA-templated transcription. Lineage: Eukaryota; Viridiplantae; Streptophyta; Magnoliopsida; Zingiberales; Zingiberaceae. Bases 59 to 787 code for a protein of 242 amino acids. The transcript has 2 exons. Gene Ontology annotation, cellular component: nucleus. Gene Ontology annotation, molecular function: DNA-binding transcription factor activity, RNA polymerase II-specific; sequence-specific DNA binding.